Messenger RNA from Kwoniella shivajii, 2013 nucleotides. RefSeq lists its product as uncharacterized. The transcript has 9 exons. Gene Ontology annotation, molecular function: peptide-N4-(N-acetyl-beta-glucosaminyl)asparagine amidase activity. Lineage: Eukaryota; Fungi; Basidiomycota; Tremellomycetes; Tremellales; Cryptococcaceae. The record is from RefSeq and is a predicted model, not a curated record. Gene Ontology annotation, cellular component: nucleus; cytosol. The coding region runs from base 1 to 2013 and encodes 670 amino acids. Gene Ontology annotation, biological process: glycoprotein catabolic process; protein quality control for misfolded or incompletely synthesized proteins; protein deglycosylation.
AUGGCACCCGUCCCACUGAAUCCAACGUUCGCAAACGAUCUAUCAUCUCAUCAUCAUUUGGUAAACUACAUUGCCAGUUCCCUGUCCACAAGGAGAUACGAUAGGAUCCCAGCAUUCCAUUCCCCCUCGCCUAGAGAAGUAAGGAAUCUAGUCGAUUUGUGGAAUGAGUUAUUUCGUGUUCACAGAUUGGAAAUUCAAGAGUUGAUCAGAAACGGAAGGGGAAGAAGAAUCCCUAACCAUGAGAUGGAGAGCACGUUGGAGGGGCUGAAAGUGCAUAGUUUGAGUUUGAGAGGUGAUUUUCAUGUCGAUAUAUCAGAAUACGAACUUCGUUCAAUUCUACCUUCUUUUUUACCUACUCAAGAUCUAAUGACAAAUCCACCUUUCAAGCCCUUCGGCUCAACUGAAGCAGAAGUGUUAGCAUUAGCCAAAUGGUUCAAAUCGACUUACUUCAAAUGGGUAGAUCCUGUAAAAUGUCCACUCUGUGACGGAUCGACUUCAGCUAUAGGUAUGGACCAGCCUACCCCUUCAGAAAGGGGUGAUGGGGCAGGUAGAGUAGAAUUGCAUAAGUGUAGAAAUGAUCAUGGACCUUGUGAAGGAUUAAGAAGGUUUUGUAGAUAUGGUAAAAUAAAAGCUCUCACUAGAACAAGAGAAGGUAGAUGUGGUGAAUGGGCUCAGAUGUUUUAUACCUUUUUGAGAGUAAAAGGGAUACAAUCUAGAUAUGUAUGGAAUAGCGAAGAUCAUGUAUGGUGCGAAUACUGGUCUGACACCCUUCAACACUGGGUACAUGUUGAUCCGUGCGAAGCUGCAACCAAUAAACCGUUAGUAUACGCUAAGGGAUGGGGAAAGAAACAGGCGUAUUGCUUAGCUUUCGGUCCAUAUGGCGCCGAGGAUGUCACUAGAGCUUAUAUCGACGAUUGGGAAGACUGCAAAGGUCGACGGAGAGCGAGGGGCUGGAACGAGAUUGAUCUAAGAAGGGCCUUGUAUUCACAUACCGUCUCGCUUCGACUAAAACUCUCACCAACAGAGCGAAUACGGCUGGAAGCGAUUGAUAACCUUCAAUCACUUUGGAUAGGAGAUGAACAAGGUAGAUUGGCAGAAGCUGAGCGUAUGCAAUUAGGCGGUAGGACGAGUGGUCCAGAAGAUUGGAGAGCUAUGAGAGAUGAAUUAGGUUUAGGGGUCGACAUGGAACUUGUCAAACCGAAAUUCACAAUCAUCGAAAAUCUCGAAAUCGGAAACGAAGAUCUUCGGAUAUUUGGUAAUACACGUAUAAAUGAUGGAACGAUAUUAUUGACCGAUGGACCAUCUCAAACGUCAUCCGUUUUCCAUCCCACCCCAAUACUCAAACAAUCAAGUUUCAGAUCAACCGUCAAGUUCAAAUUGACAUCUCCGGAAGGUGGUGAAGCGGAUGGCAUAGCUUUGGUAUUUACAUCUGAACAUUACAAUCCUAAAGAAAGUAAAUCGGGUUUGGGUCUGGGUGGGUUCGGUUUAGGCUAUGAUGGAUUAGGUGGUGAUGGCGAUUUUGCAAUUGAGAUCGACACGUAUCGUACACAGGAUUACGCUGAUGAUCCUCCAACUCCACAUAUAUCAAUCCAUUCCCCACCUAAAGCUCAUCAUCGAUAUUCUAUAGGAUGUACCAAACCAGGUAGUAUACCACAUCUAUCAGAUGGCAGAGUAUAUGCUUUCGAAGUCAUAUAUCAGUCAUCCUCCAAAGAGAUAAAAGGGUAUCUGAAAACUUCGGAUGGAGAAGAGAUGCAAGUUGUGAACGUCAUUUUGCCUGAUCUCGAUACGGUUGAGGAACCGGAACAAAACGCUGAUACAAGUAGAAAUACAAACAAAAAUGCGCGUUGGUAUAUGGGUAUUACAGGAGCUUGUGGUGGUUUAUGGCAAAAACAAGAAAUCCUGGAUUGGAAUAUCGAUCUAAUUGAAUUUGAAAAGUCUGAAGAUACUCAAGUGAACGUUGAUAAACAAAAGAACAAACUCGAAGAAGUGAACAUGGAGAAAGAUGAGAUUUGA